Lagopus muta (rock ptarmigan) is the source of this 4964-nucleotide messenger RNA. It is a transcript of the gene MCTP1, whose product is annotated as multiple C2 and transmembrane domain containing 1. Bases 124 to 2877 code for a protein of 917 amino acids. The record is from RefSeq and is a predicted model, not a curated record. The transcript has 21 exons. Gene Ontology annotation, biological process: regulation of neurotransmitter secretion. Gene Ontology annotation, molecular function: calcium ion binding. Gene Ontology annotation, cellular component: synaptic vesicle membrane. NCBI's taxonomy places the organism in Eukaryota, Metazoa, Chordata, Aves, Galliformes, Phasianidae.
UCCCCCGGCGGCGUCGGGCGCCGCUCCGACUCCGGCCCGCCCCGCACGGGAGUGAAGGCGCCGGGCUCGGGCGGGCUGUGCUGCUGUUGCUCCCGCAGCCGCCGCAGCAGCAGCCGGAGGAGGAUGGAGCCGGGCAAGGAGCCCCGAGCGGCGGCGGCGACGGCGGGGGAGAAGCCGAGCGAGCCCGAACCGGUCGUGUCCUUCCAGGCCCGGCUGUGGAAGAACCUGCAGCUGGGCGGCAAGGGCCGGAGCGGCGGCGGCGGGCGGGCGGCAGCCGAUCGCCGCACUGCGGAGCCCCCCGCCCCGCCGGCCGGCGGCAAGGCGGACCCGCUGCCCCCCGCCCGCUGGGCCGGCUUCAGGAGGCGGCGGCAGGUGCUGGACCGCGUCUUCUCGUCCUCCCAGCCCAACCUGUGCUGCUCGGCCGCCGAGCCGCUGGAGUCGGGCGGCGAGUCCGGCUUCGCCCUGCGCCGGCUGCGCGAGCACCUGCUGCCCCAGGGCAAGGGACCGCCGCCCGCCCGCCGCGAGGGCCCCGCCGCCGCCCCGCCGUCCCUCGCGGGACCCAGUGCCGGCGGCGAGGAGGGACGCCGCGGAGGGAAGGAGGGACGGCGGCCCGGGGCGCACCUGUCCCACCAGAAGAGCUCCUCGCUACCCAGCACUGCCUGCCUGGAGCAGCUGCUGCACGGUUCGCCCACUGCCGGGCGGCGGACGGAGCCGCGGGCGGAGGAGGCCGACGGCGGCGCGAAAACAAGUUCAGUUGGACCUAGUAAUGCAGAUUUUCCCUCUGGGGAUCCCGGAAUGUACCAACUGGACAUUACUUUAAGAAGAGGACACAAUUUAGCAGCACGAGAUCGUGGAGGAACCAGUGAUCCAUACGUCAAGUUCAAACUUGGAGGAAAAGAAGUGUUUAGAAGUAAAACAAUACACAAGAACCUCAAUCCUGUGUGGGAAGAAAAAACUUGUAUUCUUAUAGAUAACCCAAGAGAACCCUUAUAUAUAAAGGUUUUUGAUUAUGACUUCGGGCUUCAAGAUGACUUUAUUGGUUCAGCGUUUUUGAAUCUUGCAUCAUUAGAAUUAAACAGGCAAACAGAUGUUACCUUGAGCCUGAAGGACCCUCAUUACCCUGACCAUGAUUUGGGAACUAUAUUAUUAUCAGUUCUUUUGGCUCCUAGAGAAGAACAGCGGGAAGUGACAAUGCUAAUGAGGAAGAGUUGGAAAAGAUCAAGUAAGUUUCAGACCCAGAGCUUACGUCUCUCAGAUCUGCACAGAAAAUCUCAGCUAUGGAGAGGAAUAGUCAGUAUUACCUUGAUUGAAGGCCGUGACCUUAAGGCGAUGGAUGCAAAUGGGCUGAGUGAUCCUUACGUGAAAUUCCGGCUGGGGCAUCAGAAGUAUAAGAGCAAGAUUAUGCCAAAAACUUUGAAUCCUCAGUGGAGAGAGCAGUUUGACUUUCAUCUCUAUGAAGAACGAGGUGGAAUUAUUGAUAUUACCGUGUGGGACAAAGAUGCUGGCAAAAAGGAUGAUUUUAUUGGCAGGUGCCAGGUUGACCUGUCAACCCUAAGUAAAGAACAGACUCACAAACUGGAGUUGCCACUGGAGGAGGGAGAAGGAUGCCUGGUGUUGCUGGUCACUCUGACAGCCUCAGCGGCAGUCACCAUCUCUGAUCUCUCUGUCAACUCCUUGGAGGACCCAAAGGAGCGAGAGGAAAUACUGAAGAGAUAUAGUCCAAUGAGAAUGUUUCAUAACAUGAAAGAUGUGGGAUUUCUUCAGGUAAAAGUCAUUCGAGCAGAAGCAUUGAUGGCAGCUGAUGUUACAGGUAAAAGUGACCCAUUUUGUGUUGUUGAACUGAACAAUGACAGACUGCUGACACAUACCGUCUACAAGAACCUCAACCCAGAAUGGAACAAGAUCUUCACAUUCAAUGUUAAAGACAUCCACUCAGUGCUUGAAGUGACAGUUUAUGAUGAGGACCGCGAUCGGAGUGCUGACUUUCUAGGCAAAGUUGCGAUACCACUGCUAUCUAUUCAAAAUGGUGAACAGAAAGCCUACGUCUUGAAAAACAAGCAGCUGACAGGGCCAACAAAGGGGGUCAUCUAUCUUGAAAUAGAUGUGAUUUUUAAUGCUGUGAAAGCCAGCGUGCGAACCUUAAUGCCCAAAGAACAGAAGUACAUUGAAGAGGAAAACAGACUGUCUAAACAGCUGCUACUAAGAAACUUCAUUCGCAUGAAGCGUUGUGUCAUGGUGCUCAUAAAUGCCGCCUACUACAUUAACAGUUGCUUUGACUGGGAUUCACCCCCAAGAAGUCUUGCUGCUUUUUUGCUUUUCCUUUUUGUGGUCUGGAACUUUGAGCUCUACAUGAUACCACUGGCUUUGUUGUUGCUGUUGGCAUGGAACUACUUCUUGAUCAUAUCAGGGAAAGAUAACAGGCAACAUGAUACAGUAGUGGAGGACAUGCUAGAGGACGAGGAAGAAGAGGAUGACAGAGAUGACAAGGACAGCGAGAAAAAAGGAUUUAUGGAUAAACUGUAUGCUAUUCAAGAGGUGUGUGUUAGUGUCCAGAACAUCCUUGAUGAAGUAGCUUCCUUUGGAGAAAGGAUAAAGAACACGUUCAACUGGACUGUCCCAUUCCUGAGCUGGCUGGCAAUUGUUGCCCUCUGUGUGUUCACAGUCAUCCUGUAUUUCAUUCCAUUGAGAUACAUUGUCCUUGUCUGGGGUAUCAAUAAAUUUACAAAGAAGCUUCGAAGCCCAUAUGCAAUUGAUAACAACGAGCUACUUGACUUUCUGUCCAGAGUUCCUUCAGAUGUGCAAGUGGUGCAAUAUCAUGAACUGAAACAAGAUCCCAGUCACAGCCCAAGCAAAAGGAAGAAAAACAAUCCUGGCUAGAAACUAGCAUCUGCUGGGGGAUGACAAAAAGAAAAACCUACAGCCUAAACAGCAUUUCCUUUCUCUAAGCUUUUUAUUUAUUUUGCCUUUUUUUUCUAAUGGGGAGAAUUUGUAAAUAUUAUAUAAAGGUGUUUUUCAUUGAUUAUAUACUUAGCACUGUAAAGACACAUUUAAUGAAGGUUUCAAGUAAGGCUGUUGCUGUUUGGAAUAGCGUAACAUGCUGAAGAAGUCAAUGUAGAAUGGUAAAAAUGCACUGCUACUCAAUGGUCAGAGAUCUAAAGUACUCAAAUCAUGCCGAUGAAAUCUACAAAAGGUAUUACUUUAAAUCUGACUCAGAAGUUCUGUCAGAUUUUAUUUGUGAGCCGUAAUAUUUUUAUCCAGGAAGUCAUCGUUACAGUUUUCUAUGUUUUAUACAUGUCGACAGAAAUACAAUGUAGUGAAACCUACUGCACUUAAGUUUUAGCAGUUUUUUUCAACUCCAGACCCUGGUGUUAACUUCUGGUGCAAUGUACUCCUGUGCAGUAGGGCUACUUAGAAGACAGUAAAAAACUCCAAGUGCAAAUCUCUCUUUGGAGCCCCCCAAUGAAGUUCCUGCCAUUUUAAUCAUUCCAUUAUUAGACCUGAAAAUCUCUGUCUCUCUCAAAAUACUGCCAGGUUUGUAAUUGAUUGCCUAUCUGAUUUUUUUAUAUGUACCUGUAAUCUUCAUUUAUACUACAUAGUUUUGUGAAUUAAGCCCAUAGUUCUGCUGUAAUGGAAAUACUAUCAAACUAUCUCCAUGUUGCUUUGGGUGUCAUGCUGUGAACACCCUUUGUGCACGUGAAUAUUUUACUAUGGAAAUCUUGCAGAAAAUGUUUUUGCUUUCAAAUCACGAGAUCAUAUUUAUAUGUGCUCUAUGCUAUAACACAUUACCUGUUACCGGUGUGAAAUGUAGAGUAGAAGAAAUUAUGCAGUUAUGGUUAAACUGAUAUACUGACUAUUUUGUUAGCUGAUCACAUCAUCAGUUCUGAUAACAACUGCGCCCUAUUGCAUGGAAACCGCAUUGUUGUAUGAAUUGAACGGAGCUUAGAGUAGGAAAGGUUUACAUUUCAAUGGUUUUAGUGGGCACUGCAUAAUGAGUGCUUGGGGAUAUAUUCUGAUUCCGCUUGUAGACUUCCACGCUCAGCUCCCUGGGUAGUGAGCAGAGAGCUCAUUCCGAGGGGACUUUCUGUGCACAGCUCUUAGUCAUAGCUCCCGGUGACUCUAAAGGGGAUUUCUGCCCAGGGGAGGCUGCAGAACUCCAUCCUCCAGAGGAGUUUUCCGUGUUGUUCUCCAUGGGUUACCUCUCGUUGUUUGCAAUUGCUGAUAAAGUUAUAUUGCGCUACUCUGACAAUAUUUUUUUGAAGAGACUAUUUAGAAAUACUUGCAAGCAGAUGUAUAUAUCUUUGUCUAAAGAAUUCUAUGUUAGUUGCAUUGCUCCUGAAAGAUCGUUCUGAAUUUAUUUUACACAUACAUUGAUAGCUGAUUUCUGAUCUAAAAGUUAUUUUGAUCUUGUUUCUUGUGUUUGAAAAAAUGCCAAUCAACUGUUCUUUAGAAAGUCUUAGGCCUAAAUAUGGUAAUGUUACAUCAUGAUUUUAAAUGAAUUUAUGUAGCCCCUUUCUCACUUGUGUUACCAAACACUAGCUUACUAUUGAUGGCAACAGGUUUAUUUAUGAGCCUUGUUUAAAAAAAAAAAAAAAAAAAAAAAGCAAAGAAAAAAAAAAAAGCAAACUUUUGACUUGACAAUGUGCAAGUAUUUGUUGCCAGUUUUUGGUUUUGCUUAGUUCUUUGAUCCAUUGCAAGCCUUGUACCUUCUUAAAACUGCCCAUCAAUCUGUGUGCAAUCUCCAACUGAGUUGGGUUUUUUUGAGUUUUUUUUUCUGUACUCAAUUUCAGAUGUCUUCUUUGGUGGUAAUGUCUUGAACACAUAUUUUCUGCAUUAAAUACAGUUUUAAGCAUCUCUCUACUUAUUGCAGAAUGCAACUAUUUUGUAGUCCAUCACACAGGUGGAAUGAGGGGCAAGUGAUUGAAAACAUUGUGUCAGUGCAAGGUUUCUGUGUUCUAAGCCUCUAA